This is a messenger RNA of Ciona intestinalis (vase tunicate), 3650 nucleotides long. The record is from RefSeq and is a predicted model, not a curated record. NCBI's taxonomy places the organism in Eukaryota, Metazoa, Chordata, Ascidiacea, Phlebobranchia, Cionidae.
UAGAAACUCAUAGUUUAUCAAAAAGAUGAAAUAAAGCUUCAAAUUUGUGUUCUUAAAUUGCCUGUUGUUUGUACUUGUUGUUAUUUGACUUUCUGUGUGUGGAUUUACGGUCGUUGUAUAAAUACUGUAUCCAUAUAAACAAGAAUACAGCUGACCCAAUUUCAAGAUGGCGCAAUCAUUGUCGGAAGAAGAGUUUCAUAGAAUGCAGAUUCAAAUCCUUGAGAUGCGAACAGAAAAUUACAAACUAAAAGAUGAAAAUAAAAAGCAAGCAAUGCGUCUAAAAGAUCUCACUGAUAAAGAGACAAGAUUAGAUAAAGAAUUAAAUAAGCAAAUAAAACUAAAAAAGGCGCUGUCAACUUUAAACAAAAGUAAACAAGCACAAGAAUAUGAAGCAUUACUACAAACAACUGAACAAGAGUUUGCAUUACAAAACCAAACUCUUAUGCAGGAACUGGCACGGCUUUCUGCACAUGUUGAAAAACUUGAGAAAGACAACAAAAGUUUGAACACGGACGGUCAUGGCAGUGAUGCUGCUACUGAUUCUGAAUUACGAAGAGUACAAGCGCAAAACACAGCGUUGAAAAGAACAGUUGAAAAUAUGCAGAUCAAACACAGAGAAGAAUUGCAACAGACAAUUGAUUCUUUCUCUGCUAAGCAAGCCUCACAAAAUCAUCAUAUGAAAAAUGGUGAGCAAACUGAUUCACAUGAAGCAGAUCAUGGAACUCAUGAUCAUCAUGAAGUGGAAGAUAAUGUUUCCAUGGAAAAUGUUACUGCAGAAGUAGAUGGAAAUGAAAUGACCAUUGAAAGUCCAGUUGAAGAUGAGACGAGCAUCGCAACGUCGAUUACAUCAAGUCCUUCCAACAUCACUGAUGAACGAUUGCUUCACUCGGAGGCGCAAUGCCAACGCCUGCAACAAAAACUUAACGAAUUACAAGAUAUUGAGGUCCAGUUAGCGACGGAGCGAGAAGAGAAACUUCUUCUUCAAAACGAUCUCGAUUACGAGGUUGCUCGUCACACGAGGGAACAGAGAGCUUUCACCGAGGAAGUUGAAUCUUUGAGGGAAAAGUUUGAACGAAAGCAAACUGCAUUUGUGAAUCUGCAGGAAGAAAUGGAGCAACUUAGGACUCUUCACCAAGAAAAGUUGGGUGAAACAACACAACAACAUGAAAGUGAAAAGCAAACUUUGCAACAAGAGAAAGAAAAAUUAACAUCAGAAGUUACCUCACUUGGAAAAGCUUUACAAAACUCCCAUAACAUGUUGGAUGGAAUGCAAGCAUCCAUGCAAAGUUUACAAGCAAAAGUGAAGCUGCAUGAGGAGGAAAUGAGAAGAGAAAUGGAGGAGAAGAGGAAGUUGGAGGAGCAGCUUGGGAAUCUUCAACAGCACCUAAAUAAUGAUGAACAGAAGAAAUCCGAAUCCUCCUCCCAGAUCAAGUCCUUGGAAACAGAGGUCCUCUCGCUCCGAUCCGGUUUGGAGAGAUCGAAGAUGGAGCGUGAUGAUGCGGUGACAAAAUUUGAGGAGAACGUGAGAGCGAGUGCAUCACUCCUGGAGAGAGUGAAUCAAGUUGAGAAGGAAAGUGAAGAUCUUCGACAUGAGUUGAAACUCGCUAAUGAACUCGCCGAAAAACGGAAAAAAGUGAUGGACCAACAAGCUGUAGAAUCACAAGAAAACAAUGCUAAGUUUACUGAAAGAAUUAACGCCUUGUUACUGGAGCAUGAGACAUCAAGUGCUAAAUCAAUUGAAAAUUACGAAUCAAAAGUCAAAAUAUUGGAAGAAACUUGUAAAAGACAGGAACAGGAACUUAUAAGAAUGAACCAUCAAGACAGGGUAAAAACCAGAGAACUGGACACUUUACAGCAGCAGAUACGAGACCAGCAAUCAACUUUGUCCUCGCUUGAAAACUCGAGUGGUUGGUUUGAACGAGCUCUCAAAGACGCAGAGAAGAUGGCUGCUGAGAAGGAGGAAGAUCAUCUGCAGCAGUUGGAAGAUGCAAAGUCAGAACAUGAGAAGGAAAUGGAGAAACUUCGAGUUCAGUUUUCCUCCAAAGAGAAAGAAGUAGAAGAAGCAGAGAGACAAGUUGCUCUCGCUAUGAACGAGACAACUACAAGAGAUGCAACGAUCGAGAGAAUGAAACAAGAUGUUCUUGACGAAGUUAGUAAGCAGAAACUCAUUGAAAAGAAAGGACAUCAGGCUUUAAAGGACUUAAAGAAACAGCUUGUCAUGGAGAAGAAACGAAGUGAAAAACUUCAAGAAAAAAUGAAAGAAAUUUCAUCCAGCAAUUCAAAUUUAGACGAACUGCUUCAAGUUGUUGACCUUAAUGAUAAAACAACAACCGGAGAUGGAAGUUCAGUUUCUUCUUUUAGUUUUAGGGAUUUUAUUUCCAACAAGCAAAACCCUGACACCAGUUCGCAGGCUGGUACCAGCAACCUUUCCUCUACCCCUGUUGCCACGGCAACCGUCAGCAAAGCUGAGAGUCGAGAUCUUCUUUCUCGUCUUACAUCCGUGCAACAGGAGAAAUGGAAUCUGGAGGAAAAAGUCCGGCACCUAGAGGAGAGUGCGGGAGCGAUGGCGGAUGAGUUGGUCGAGAAGACAAAACUCCUCCAACAAUAUGUUCAUCACACAAGAGCAGAUGUUCACAAAAUGAGGUCCUCCAAUGAAGAGCUCGCCUCUCGGACUUUUGGGAAUCGAGUUCGGAGCAUCAUCACUGGGCAGGAGGAGGCAGAUGUCACCAACAUCCGGGAGCUGAAUCGGAAACUCACAAGGAUGUUGGAAGAAGAAAUGACGAAGAACAUGGCUCUUAAACAAGACCUUGCCAACUUAUCUGAACAACUGUCAUCAAAAUAGUUUCUGUUUUUUACUCAUUCAAAUCCGAGUAGUGCAAUAGUUAGCGCUUAUUUGCGCGGGUUGACGGUACAUCAUAAGAAUGUAUUUGACGACCUUACAAAUGUAACGGCCGAACGAACUCAGUAUUACAUCGCGCGAGUGUUUUACGUGGAGAGUUUUAUGUGAAUGUGUUGGUCAAGCUGUCUCCUUGUCUCUAUCAAUGCAAAAAUCUCUUACGACGUUUGCGGUUUUAUAACUAGCAUGCGGUUGCUUACAAAGAAAAUAUUGUUUAUUUCUUCUGAGAAACUUCAAUACCAAGUUGCAAUGCAUUGGUGUUAAUGUAAAUUGCUGCAUUCAGCUUCACAAAAAGUGUAUUCUAUAGGCUACUCAAUCUACUCCAAAUUUCCCAUUGGAUAUUGUAUCAAACUACAUGUUUACAGCAGUUAAACAUAUAGUAGGGUAGGGGAAGAUGGGACGCUUUUUUAUUCGAUUUUCUCGCUCUAUUUGGCAGUAAACAAAGAAUAAUCGAAGAAUUAUAAAACUGUAUCCUCACGACUCCCAUAUACCGUCGUUAAUUGUUUAAAACACGAUCAGGAUAUUUCGAUAUUAUGUACUAAAGAUGUCCCAUCUUCCCCCUACCUACUAUACUUUAAUUGUGAUUCAACCUAUUUCAAGAUCAACCGUUGACCAGCACGCUUGGUGAGCUACCUGUAUUAUGAUGGUACAUUGUUUUUAUACAUUUUCCUAUCACUGGGUAACGUCGUGACCAAAUGUUAAUAUUUUAUGGACAAAAAUUACAAAACUCGUAGGAGUUCCGCAUUUCUUCAAA